This is a messenger RNA of Chinchilla lanigera (long-tailed chinchilla), 1080 nucleotides long. RefSeq names its product dapper homolog 3-like. Gene Ontology annotation, biological process: negative regulation of canonical Wnt signaling pathway. The record is from RefSeq and is a predicted model, not a curated record. Gene Ontology annotation, cellular component: cytoplasm. Lineage: Eukaryota; Metazoa; Chordata; Mammalia; Rodentia; Chinchillidae.
AGAGCGAAUCCAGCGCCAGCGAGGGCGAGUCGCCUGCCUUCAGCUCGGCCUCCAGCGACUCGGACGGCAGCGGUGGCCUCGUUUGGCCACAGCAGCUGGUGGCGGCCUCCGCGGCCUCCGGGCCCGGGGGCGGUGCCGGCGGAGGGGCCCCCGCGGGCCCCGCCAAAGUCUUCGUGAAGAUCAAGGCUUCCCACGCGCUGAAGAAAAAGAUCUUGCGUUUCCGUUCGGGUUCUCUCAAGGUCAUGACUACAGUAUGAGUUUGGGGGUUCUCGUGGGCUCCCCCUUCAUGGCCUCUGCACCUCCACACUCCAGAUGGCUGACCCUUCCACACCCACCUUCCAAAGACCACCGUGUUCUCUGUUUCCAAAGACCCUCCUCGCUCCCGUCCAAGGUGGUCUUGGGCGGAAGGGCCCCACUGCAGGGCGGAACGGGGGAGAAGCCCUGGCUUCCGAGCUCUUGGGCAAGGAAGUUCCCCCUGUGUGGGUCUCACUUUCCUCAUCUGUACCAUGGGCGUCCAUGUAUGCAAAGGGGUGGUUCGACUUGAAUCCCCGUUUUAGUGUAGAAGCUUGGUCUGUUGCCCUUCACUUUGUCACCGAGUGCUCUCAUCCCUCCUUUCCCUGCCCACAUAGGGCCCCUCUAAUUCACAAAGUGCCCCCUCCAUGGCCCUGGACCCCUAGGAUAUCUCCCCUUGGAACCCCGGUCACAGACUCUGCGUCUGACUCACGCGGUGCCUGCAGAGUGCCCUAGAAAGGGAAGGAGCACGGACUUGGGGGUUUUGAGGGUCAAGUAGGAGUUGGCAACACCUGGAAAUGACUCUUUUACCUACCUCUAUCCCUGGACAGAGGGAGGAUUGGGAGGUAAAAGAGGGGAAGGAAGAUGGUUUCCAUCUGGUGCCCCACCCUUGUGAGAGAGAGUGGGGAAAGCAGGUGACCCUCAGCUGUUCCGAUUUAGGUUUUUUUUGUUUCUGUUUUUUAAGAGUUACUGUAUUUAUUAUGACGAUGGUGACUCCCCGGUGCACAGGGGGGCCAGAUUCUGUGUGUUUCUCUAACCUCUUUGUAAAUAAAUGCACAAAGUGACCUA